AUGGCUCAAUUGUCUGUGAGCUUCCUUUUAGUUCUGCCUCUCUUUGCCUUUGUCCCACUUUGCUUGUGUGGUAGAUACCAAGGUGGUUAUUUGUACCCUCAGUUUUAUGACCACUCUUGCCCACAAGCUCAGGAGAUUGUCAAGUCCAUUGUAGCCAAGCAUGUUGCAAAGGAAACCCGCAUGGCGGCUUCUUUACUUAGGCUACAUUUUCAUGACUGUUUUGUCAAGGGCUGUGAUGCAUCAUUAUUGUUGGACAGCAAUGGGAAUCUAGUAAGCGAGAAGAGGUCCAACCCCAAUCGGAAUUCAGCUCGAGGAUUCGAAAUAAUCGACGAGAUUAAAUAUUCACUCGAGAAGGAGUGCCCCCAUACUGUUUCUUGUGCUGAUAUACUGGCUCUGGUUGCUAGAGACUCUACUGCUCUUACCGGUGGGCCCUACUACGAAGUCCCGCUAGGAAGAAGGGAUUCCAGAGGAUCAAGCUUAAGUGGCUCCAACAAUAAUAUCCCAGCCCCAAACAACACCUUCCAAACCAUUCUCACCAAGUUUAAGCUACAAGGUCUAGACAUAGUUGAUCUUGUUGCACUUUCAGGAAGCCACACAAUUGGAAACUCCCGUUGUACAAGUUUCAGGCAGAGGCUCUACAACCAGACAGGCAAUGGACAACCCGACUUCACCCUUGAGCAAUCAUACGCUGCGCAGUUGCGAAGCCAGUGCCCCAGAUCGGGCGGAGACCAGAACCUUUUCUUCUUGGACUUUGUCAGCCCGGCAAAGUUUGACAACAGCUACUUCAAGCUCUUGUUGGCCUCAAAGGGCUUGUUGAGCUCUGAUGAGGUUCUUGUGACCGGUAGUCAAGUGUCAAAACAAUUGGUUCAAAAAUACGCAGAGAACAAUGAGCUCUUCUUUGAGCAAUUCGCCAAGUCAAUGAUUAAGAUGGGAAACAUUUCUCCUUUGACUGGUUCAAGGGGAGAGAUCAGAAAGCAUUGCAGAAAGAUUAACAACUACUAG
Morus notabilis is the source of this 1002-nucleotide messenger RNA. Its product is annotated as peroxidase 72. The transcript is spliced from 4 exons. The record is from RefSeq and is a predicted model, not a curated record. Bases 1 to 1002 code for a protein of 333 amino acids. Gene Ontology annotation, biological process: hydrogen peroxide catabolic process; response to oxidative stress. Gene Ontology annotation, molecular function: heme binding; peroxidase activity. NCBI's taxonomy places the organism in Eukaryota, Viridiplantae, Streptophyta, Magnoliopsida, Rosales, Moraceae.